Molecule: messenger RNA, 985 nt
Organism: Triplophysa rosa
Lineage: Eukaryota; Metazoa; Chordata; Actinopteri; Cypriniformes; Nemacheilidae
Product: histone H4
Exons: 1
Coding region: 76-387 (103 amino acids)
Biological process (GO): nucleosome assembly
Cellular component (GO): nucleosome
Molecular function (GO): DNA binding; protein heterodimerization activity; structural constituent of chromatin
Source: RefSeq, a predicted model, not a curated record
ACUAGGUCCUGUAAGCACUGUAACUCUCGUGUCGCAGUCAAUUCGCUGCUAUUCUUACUUCGCUCGAUUGAAAUCAUGUCUGGAAGAGGUAAAGGAGGAAAGGGUCUCGGCAAAGGAGGCGCUAAGCGCCAUCGCAAAGUUCUGCGCGAUAACAUUCAGGGAAUCACCAAGCCCGCCAUCCGUCGUCUCGCUCGUCGUGGUGGUGUGAAGCGCAUUUCCGGUCUGAUCUACGAAGAGACUCGCGGUGUUCUGAAGGUGUUUCUGGAGAAUGUUAUUCGUGACGCCGUCACCUACACUGAACACGCCAAGAGAAAGACCGUCACUGCCAUGGACGUUGUUUAUGCCCUGAAACGACAAGGACGCACUCUAUACGGCUUCGGAGGUUAAAUUUCUGGAGUGAAAAGAUCAAAAACCCAACGGCUCUUUUAAGAGCUACCCACCUUCUCACGGAAAGAGUAAAAAUAAAAACAGUGCUUUUGUUCGGCUAUAUAGUUCGGCUUCACAUUUUAUUUUAAAAAGUCAAUACGAUUAACUGUUACUACACACAUGAUUUCCACCAGAAAAUUACUGAAAUGUUCAGGGGUCUCAUUUAUAUACGUUGCGUACGCCACUUUCCACGCAAAGGUUGUGAUCUAUUAAAAGCAAACUUGACGGGAGAAUGUGCGCACCUGUAAGCAAACUCUCACCCAUGCGUACACACAUUUUGGAGACAAGUGGCGACGACACAAAUGGUGAGUUAGUGAACUCAAGUUAGAUUGCAGAAAGUGAUAAAAACGAUUAUAAGCAUUUAUGCCUCACACAUUUAAUUUCACCUCAUAUGCGUUAAAGAUCCACAUGAUCACGAAGAUUAAAUCUGCAGAGUGAUUUGCGCUUGAAUUGAGUGAUAAUUGUUUCAUGCACCUUCUUGUAAAAUCCAACUCUAAUCUUAAAUAAAAAACCAUUCUAAAUAUUUAAUCAGCGCUGUCUCACCAUCACACUAUGAGCG